Messenger RNA from Amphibalanus amphitrite, 6262 nucleotides. RefSeq lists its product as uncharacterized. Bases 926 to 5497 code for a protein of 1523 amino acids. Lineage: Eukaryota; Metazoa; Arthropoda; Thecostraca; Balanomorpha; Balanidae. The record is from RefSeq and is a predicted model, not a curated record. The transcript is spliced from 17 exons.
UGGCAGACGGACAGUGGGUCGGGUGGCCGGCCCGUGAGUGCCGGCCGUGGCGACCGGGUGAGGCGCGGUGACGGCGCGGUGACAAUUCGGUGACGUAGUGACAGCCGACAGGACCUGUGAUGAGUUACUGACGAAAAUCGGUGACCUGGAAGCGAUUAGUGCCGGCGGCGGUGAUUCGGUGAUGCUGAACCGGUGUGGUGACAAAGAGAAGUGGUGUGUUGAAUAAGAACUCGUAAUAUGGACAGAGAUGUAUCGACUGCAUAGUGAUCAGCUUAAAACAAAUCAACAAACGACACUCAACAAAUCAACAUAGUGGAAUACCAAACAACUGGACAAGCAAGAACAACAGGAUAAGCAGGGACAAUCAUCGCGUGCUUGUGCCAAGCCGUGGCUCAGUGUUGCAGUGCAUCCUAUAAACAGGACAAUGGACCUCAUUAGCGUCGGCAAAUGCAGCUUUGUUCCCAGUAAAUAUCAUCGGUGAGCCUGGACACUAAAAAUCAAGCACAAAGUGGUCUACAUAGAAUAGCCAACCGAGCGCUAUUUUGAAGGCUGUUGAAGUUUGCAAGCUCUUGGAUUGCUCCUCAAGACUGACUCAUUAUAUGCAAACGGCUCUCAAUCCAGGUUGUCUUUAGCUUAGUACGGAUAUCACUCGACAGUGCCAAGACCAGUAUAGCUGCCUCUUUAUCUGCAUAGUACCCUUCGACCUCUGAAGCUGCCCUUCGAGCACGCCUCUCGAUCACCUGGUGUUGCCGCUGGCCCCUGAGGUCACCAGUGCCCCUCUGCUUCACCGGUGCAUCCUGCAUCAUCACUGACCUCUCAGCAUCACCGGUGACCCCUCUGCAUCACCGGUGACCCCUCUGCAUCACCGGCGACCCCUCUGCAUCACCGGCGACCCCUCUGCAUCACGGGUGACCCCUCGCUCGCCAUGGCCGGCCUCUACCCCGGCCCGGACUGCCGGCUUUCGGAGCCGAGCUCUUCCACGUACGGGCUGCCGGACUAUGGAAAGGAGCACCUGAUGUGGUGUACUGAGCAGCAGUUCGAUCAUGUGCUUCAGCAGCUGUCACCCAGGGGUCUUCUGGAGCUGAUUCAGCUGCUGCAGGACGCGAUGCUGCUGGAGCAGGCGACGUUCGACAGCCUGCAGCAGCAGCUGGACUCGUCGGCGGCCACAGACCAGCACCGGCACCGACUCAGUGCCGCCCUCUGCACGUCGCAGGCCCGCCUGACGCGCCUCUGCGGACGCAGCAUGCGCUGCUUCUCACAGCAAGCUCUGCGAUCCCGUCAGCAGUUCCAAAAUGAAGGCACCUCUGACUCGACCCCCGAAAACAUCGGCCAACAGAAAAUGUCUGUCCAUGGACCAGUCUUGCAGACGUCCGAACACAGCCAGCAAAGGACAGGCGGCGAGGCGGUCUCCUCUACAGAGCACAGGCGGCAGCGCAGGCCGUCACAAGGCUACGAGCCGACCCCUCCCGCGCCUCAGCAUGUUCCGCAACGACGGUCCACAAUAUCACACGAGUCAACGUCUGUUUCAACGUCCAAUGCACACGCAGACUCCCAUUCCAAAUACACACUGGGUGCAAGCCGUCGUCAAGAGCUAUCAUCAAGAAGCCAGUCUCUCUCGGACCUUACUCAGAAACAGCCACAGGCCGAGACUGGAGACGCCUUCAAACGCAAUCUCUCGUUCUUCCAGCGCGCCGCGCACGGUCUGAACGCGCGCAUGAGCCAGUCGGCGGCGGCGGCGGCGGCCCGACGCACCAGCAGCAGCAGCGUCGACUCCGACGGCAGCAUCUCGGGCGCCUCCUCCUCCUCCGACCGGCCCGCCUCCUUCGGCUCCGGCCGAUUCGGCGGUGUGACGUCACCGUCGGCCCGAGUGACGUCAGAGCCGGCCCGAGCGGCGCCGUUCGGGAGCGGAGCGGCGGACGGCGGAGGAGCCUCGCUCAGAGCCGGUCAGCGGCCGGGAGGAGGUGGAGCGGGAGGGAGCGCGGCGUCCGGGACGAGCGGAGGUGUGAGGGUGGGCGGUACGGCAGCCGCCAGGAUCCGCCAGUCGCUCCGGAGCAGGGAGCUGCGCUGGGAGGAGCCGCCCCGGUGGGGAGCAGACGACUGGGAAGACGAGCGGUCGCCGCUGUUUGAGCGCCGCUCCAGCGACACGGGUCUGGUACCGCCGCCGCGCCGGCCGCACCUGCAGCUCCCUGCGGACCAGAGACGCAGCUGUGAGGACCUGAGCGCGUUCGACCGGCCGAGUCGACCCCUGUACUCCAGCAGAGUCGGAGUCCGUGGUGAGGGCCUGACCCGAGCGAGGAGCUGCGAGAACGGCCUGGACCGAUCGCCGUUCUCUGCGCCGCCUCUGAGGACGGCCAGUGUCGCUGCUCUGGUCACAGGCCCCAACGGAGAACAGAGAGGCCAGUACAUCCUUCGGCGAGCUCCCUCAGCAGAGGAGGUACUCGAGUCAGUCAAAGAGCUUCGCGUUGGCCGACGAAGCAGUUUAAGAAUGGAGCGUGAUCAGCAGCCGUCGUCGCGCCUCCCCGAGGCCAACUACCAGAAUGUGCUCUUGUCAUCAGCCUUUCAACCAGCCUUCCAAUCCAACAAAUCCCUCGGUACGAAAAUAUCCAUCGGGAGUUCAGGGAACCCAUCAUCCCGCCGUCGAGGACCUCCAGAGACAGGUCCCGGCUGCUACCAGAACGUCUGGGUCGGCACUGGCGACCCGCACGGCCCCUGUGAGGUCAUCUACGACCACCCAGCGAACCCCAGUCGCAAGAUCCGCCCUGCCGAGCACGACCAGCUUUACGAGAACGUCCACUGGUCGGGCGCGCCGACGUACGAAAACAUAGCGCUGACCGACGGGGUGGCCCCGGCGGAGGUCGCCCCCGAGUACGACAUACCCCGGAGGUCGCGAGUAUACGACACUCCGAGGGCGGUGCCGACGAGUGACGGGACCUCCCGCUCGGCGGACACGGACUCGGACUGGGACGAGGACUCUCUGGAUGGCGACCUCGGCGUCCGGAGGGACGACAACUCGCCAGACCGCGAUGGUGACGGUCUGCGGGGCGGAGGGCGCGGGACCCACGGCAGCGGCCCGUACCGCGCGCCGGGUCUGUCAGUCAGCCCUCUACCGGAGCAGACCUCGCUCGGCCAGACCCGCGCAACAGGCGCCGGCGGCGACCACCGGCUGGACCAACAGGUGGACCCGCAGGCGGACCAGCAGCUGGACGAACAGCUGGACGAGGGGCUCGGCGAGUCAGACGGCCGCAGUCACUACAACGAGGACCCAGGUCUGGAGGUGAUUGUGGAGGAGGCCGAGGAGGACUACGUCACCACCUCGGAGGAAGAGGAUGAGGACGCCGAGCCGGCUGCCUCGCUCGCCUCCAUGGAGGGCUCCGAGGGCAUCGGCUCGGCGGAGGGCGACCUGCGCUCCAACGGGUCUCUGGAGCGCUGCAGCACCCUGUCCAGCUCAGGUGGCCAUCGGAGUAUGAUGCAAGACGAUGACCCCGAAGGACCGCUUCAGAAGGACUGCUCCAUCGAUAUUUACCCUGAAACUAUGCGGCAGCGCAAACACAAGAGACGGUCGCAGACGAGCGAUGACAGCGACAGUCUAAGGAGCGAGCAGACGCUAUCAGCGAGCACCGAUCCGUCAGAGAGCCGCUCCUCGCCCCUGGAGGGCCUCCUGCCGUCCGUGAAGGCGCUCAAGAGCAAGUUUGAGCGGUCGGCCGGGAACCCGUCGGGGUCGAUCGGUCGGCGCGCCGGCCGGUCCCGUCCCGGCGGCGACCCGCUGGCCCUGGACGUGCUGUCGGCCGCCCUCGGGGAGCUCAGUCGCUCCGGCGGGACCCAUCGCCGACCGCUGGAGACCGUGUUCGAUAAGUUCCCGCUGGUGGACGAACGCACUGUGAAGCCGGGAAUCGCUACCGACGCCUGGGACCCGAGCGAGCUGCUGAAGUUGCUGUACGAGGUGCCGCAGCCGAGCGGCCGCUCCCACUCCAAGUUGCGCUUCACCAACAUCGAGGGCUGGCUGGAGAAGCUGCCGUCCGGCAUGACGAAGGCCACCUUCUGGAACGCAUGGAAACGACGCUACUUCAAGGCCAAGGACGGCUUCCUCUACUACUAUCAGAACAACGUCACUGAGAAGCCUAGUCUGGUGCUGCGGCUGAUGGGAGGCCGAGUCGAGCUCAUGGACUGCUCCUCAUUCGGCACCAACGACGGGGUACCGCAAACCGUAUUCAGCUUGUACGACGGGGUGGACCGUUUCAUGGUGGUGCGCUGCGCCCGCGGGAAGGAAGCCGACCGGUGGCACCGUGCCCUGCUCACGCACACGGCUGACGACGCCAGCGCCACCUACGUCCAGCCGGUGCGGGUGCCGCCGAACCCCGUGUCGGCUCAGAGGAGGGUCAUCAUCGACCUGGGCAGCACGGCCGUCCGGGCCGGCCUGCUGCUCGACCAGCCCACGCUGCCACAGCUGUUCUUCCCGGCCGUCGUGGUGAGCUCCGGUGACGGCCGGCCGCUGGCGGUGGGCUCAGCGGCGCUGCGGCCCGCGGCGCGCGCUGCCGGCCGCCUCUGGUUCCCCGUCCGCUCGGCGGCCGCCGGCCGGAGGAGACUGGACGUCCCGGCCGCCGCGGCGCUGGUCCGCCUCGCCCUGCGGCGGCUGCAGCUCUCCGGGGAGGUGACCAUGGUGCUGAGCGUGCCGCACGGUCUGAGGUCGGCGGUGACCGCUCAGCUGGCGCCGCUGCUGCUGGAGGAGCUCGGUGUGCGCGCCCUGGCGGUGGUGGAACAGAGCGAGGCGGCACUGGCGGCGUACGGCGUCACCACCGGUCUGGUGGUCAACGUGGGGGAGAGCACGGACGUGGUGCCCAUCAUAGACAGCGCGGUCGUUCCCGCCGGCGUGACUCGUCUCCCUCACGGCGGCUCGGCUCUGCGGGACCAGCUGCGACCGUUCCUCCUGCAGAAGAGGCGCUCUCUGACCGGCUCGGUCGAGUCCCUGAUGCUGCGACACGCCUUCGAGCGCCUCUGUUUCGUCUCGGAGCGGUACGCGGAGGACGUGCGGCGGUGUGCCGCUAACCCGGCGCCGUUCGAGAGGACACUGCCGGUUGGCCAUCUGCUGGGAGACAGCUCCGACUGGAGGGAGAUCGAGCUUGGCGUUGGCAGGUUCCAGGCACCGGAGAGCCUGUUUAGCCCGCACAUCUGGGGUCUAGAUCAGCCAGGACUUCAUGAGCUGGUCCACAAGGCCAUCGAGGCGUGUCCGGUGGAGAGUCGCCGGGAGCUGCUGCGCACCGUCUGCCUGUCCGGAGGGGUGACCCAGCUACCCGGGCUGGCCGAGAGACUGCAGCUGGAGCUCGACCAGCUCGCCACCGGACCGUUCACACCGCGGGUACACGCGUCGGCGUACCGGUGCCACGCCACGUACCUCGGCGCCGGCGUACUGGCCGCCUCGGACCGGUUCCAGCAACGCGCCGUCACCAGAGCCACCUGGCGGCGACACGGUGCAGCUGCGUUUGACGCGACCACCGCGUGAGGGACCGAGAUGCGUCCAGAAUCUGAGAGAUCGUGUGGCAGAAGUAGGAUGGGUAGAGGCCAGAGAGAUCAAGGCCCAGCCUACAGUGAUAUCGAAUGAUGCGAUGAUGAUACUGUGUGCGAUUUUACGUACAUAUUGAUAUUGACUUUUGGUGGUUCUCUAGACAAGACGAACAGAAGGAGGGGAGAGUGAGAUAGGAAUGGGAGUCGAAAUGAUUGUGAAAUCUAUGGAGAGUCAAGUAACUUCUCCGGAGGGGUCAAGCUGUGAUUUACUGCGUUUUCGGUUUAUAGCAACACUUUGUUAUCAACUGUUUUGCUUGUGGGAUAAGUUUAAGCGUUAUUCGAUACAUUCCUCUUUUAACUAGUUAGUUUUAAUUUCCACUAUUGUAAAGUAAAUACAGCACGAGCGUCUAGUUAUCCAAGUGCCACUGGGGGGGGGGGGGGGAGAGAAACUCUGCAAUCCCGAAACCAUGGUUUCGUGCAUUUUGCCAAUAAAUCACGGCAGACGAUGUAGAAACUCGUGAAACUGCGACUUAUGAUGCGGUUUAUAUGUACGGCCGACCUUUUGAUGCCUCCAGACAGUUGAUGUGGUCGGUGUAUGUGCGUUGUGCAUCAUGGUUGUUUGUUAUAAGGGAAUAAUUGUUUGCAGUAUCUAUGUCUUCCUGUCGCUUUACUGUGCAAUCUGCCACGAUAUGGACCGCUUUGCUCCGCGUGCUGUUUUCAACGUGUUGGUAGAAGCAAUAAAUGAUAUCAGCACCUAAUAACA